This is a messenger RNA of Dermochelys coriacea (leatherback sea turtle), 1777 nucleotides long. Its product is annotated as zona pellucida sperm-binding protein 4-like. Gene Ontology annotation, biological process: prevention of polyspermy; binding of sperm to zona pellucida. The transcript has 11 exons. Gene Ontology annotation, molecular function: structural constituent of egg coat; acrosin binding. Gene Ontology annotation, cellular component: egg coat. The record is from RefSeq and is a predicted model, not a curated record. NCBI's taxonomy places the organism in Eukaryota, Metazoa, Chordata, Testudines, Dermochelyidae. The coding region runs from base 25 to 1743 and encodes 572 amino acids.
AUGGGUCACUGGUAGGAGAACAGCAUGGCUGGGGUGUGGGGGAGACAGCUCUAUGGAGGAAUGGUGUGCUUCUGGCUGCUGUAUUACCCCUUUGUUCUGGCUCUGGGAGCCCUGGUGGAUCCUAGGGAGCUGGUCUGUAGCCAGAGAAGCCUGCAGUUCAUGCUGCCUCCUGGCCAGGCUGGGGAGGGCUCCCUGGCACUGACUGCUUGGGAUGUGGCUGGGAAGCUGCAUGCUCUGCAGAAUGACUCCAGCUGUGGGGUCUGGGUCUCCCAGGCUGCAGAUGGCUCCAGGACAGUUGGUGCCUCCUAUGGUGGCUGUUAUGUCUCUGAAUGGGUGAGUGACCUUCUGGCACCUGCCUUGGGUUCUGUGCUUGCUGCUCUGCCAGCCCUGAUGUCUGUGGGUCUCUCUCCCCAGGAUGGCGGUUACCUGAUGGUGGUUGGUGUUGAGGGGAUGGCUGCUGGUGGGCGCAGGGCCCUGCAUGAGGAGAAGGUGCUCAGGUGCCCCAGGAGCCUGCCAGCCCUGGAUGCUCCAAGCCCUGAUGUCUGUGCUGCCAUCCAGAGCCAGGACAGGCUGCCCUGUGCCUCCCCACCCAUUGCUCGUGGAGUCUGUGAAGAACAAGGCUGUUGUUACAACCCCAGUGAUAGGGUGAAGCCUUGUUACUAUGGCAACACAGUGACAGCACAGUGCACUCCAGAUGGCCAUUUCUCCCUCGUGGUCUCUCGGGCUGUGACUCUGCCCCCCCUGAUCCUGGACUCGGUGCAUCUGGCCAAUGGGCGUGGUGCUGGCUGUGUCCCUGUGGGGCAGAACAACGCCUUUGUCCUGUUCCGGUUCCCACUGUCUGCCUGUGGCACGACUUUCCAGAUGGCUGGAGACCAGGGUGUAUAUGAGAAUGAGCUGGUGGCAUCCAGGGAUGUGAGAACCUGGAGUCUGGGCUCCAUCACCCGGGAUAGUACUUUCAGGUUACAGGUCCGCUGCAGCUACUCCAUCAGUGGAAACUUCCUCCCCCUGAGUGUCCAGGUUUUCACCCUGCCCCCACCCCCAGGUGUGUCCCAGCCUGGUCCCCUGGUGCUGGAGCUGCGCAUUGCCACAGAGCAGAGUUAUGGCUUCUUCUAUGAAGACCGAGAUUACCCUGUGGUGAAGCUUCUGCAGGACCCCAUCUACGUGGAGGUCCGGAUCCUGCAGAGAACUGACCCAGAUCUGGUUCUGGUCCUGCACCAGUGCUGGGCCACCCCCAGCACCAACCCCCAGCAGCAGCCACAGUGGCCUAUCCUGGUGGAUGGGUGCCCAUACACAGGAGACAAUUACCGCACCCAGCUGGUGCCUGUGGGAGCCACCUUAGGGCUGCAGUUCCCAUCUCAUCACCAGCGCUUCAUCAUCCGAACCUUCACCUUCAUGGAGUCUGCCUCCCAGCGGGUGCUCACAGGGCCGGUGUACCUGCACUGCAGCGCCUCAGUGUGCCAGCCUUCCAGGCUGGAGCCCUGCACCCUCUCCUGCCCUGCUGGAGCCCGGGGCAAGAGGAGCUCUGAGCAGCACCUUCAAGAUGGGCUGUCCCACAUCACCAGCCAGGGGCCUGUGUUUCUCCUCCAGGCCAGGCAGAAGAGGGAAGUGUCUCCAGAACUUGGAUCAUCAAGGAACACUGGAGCAGCCUGGAUCUUGGCCUUAGCUGGUGUGGUGCUGAUGGGGGCACUGUGUGUGAUGCUCAUGGCCAUCAUGCAGGGCAGAUGGAGGAAACAGAGCCUGUGAGAUCCAUGUGAUACAAUAAACAUUAUUGCAAGCA